CCUCUCUACCUGCAGUCUUGUUUCUCUGAUUCACGAGUGUGUGGGGGACAGUGGGCCUUGGCCGGGAGAGUUUGCCCAUCUUGGCAGGAAUGUGCCCUGCAUCUGCUGGUCCCAUGCCCAUCAGCAGCCUCAGCACAGCCACCUCUUCCUACAGAAACCAAACUCAAAAACUUCUCAUGGAACCCAGACUUUCUGGAGCCAUAGAGGCUGGAUGAACCCCCAAAACCAUUGCUCUGAGAUAAUCUUUAAAGCUUAAACCAAAAAUAUCCCCUGAAGUCUACUUAAAACCAAAGAACAGUUUAGCUUAACUAGUAAAGAAUAUCUUCCUUGAGCAUUGUGCUCGUUUAAAGAACUACCUGUACGGGAUCAAACUGACAACAGCAAGUCAAAAGAUUAGAUAGGAAGCUUAGGGGACAGUGAGUUUACGUUAGCGGUGGAGGAACAAUUUGGAAAGGGAGGGUGAGAACUGUUGUACAACUCAAAGAAUGUAACCCAUGUCACUGAAUUGUACAUGUAGAAAUUGUUGAAUUGGUGUAUGUUCUGCUGUGUAUAUUUUCAACAACAAUAUAAAACCGCAAAAACAAACCCAUUGCUGUUGAGUUGAUUCUGACUCACAACAACCCUGUAGACAGAGUAGAACUGCCCUAUAGGGUUUCCAAGACUGUAGAUCUUUACAGAAGCAGACUGCCACAUCUUUCUCCUAUGAAACAGCUGGUGGGUUUAAACCGCCAACCUUUUGGUUAUCAGCUGAGCGCUUAACCACCAUACCACCAGGGCUCCUCCAACAACAACAUAACAAAAUAAAAUAAAUUAUUGAAAAAUAAAAUCAACCUCAGUAUAACCAACAAUAGUGGUCUAAGGCCUCAUCUCUGGGCCACACUCUGUGGGUUCAACCUUGGCUUCACCACCAGCUGAGAGAACUUGGGUGAGUCAACCUCUUGCUAAGCCUCAGUUUCCUUGCCCGGAAAAUGGGGGUAGCUGUAGUAUCUGUCGAAACCCUGAUGGCAUAGUGGUUAAGAGUUUGGCUACUAACCAAAAGGUCAGCAGUUUGAAUCCACCAGGCACUCCUUGGAAACUUUGUGGGGCAGUUCUACUCUGUCCUGCAGGGUCACCAUGGGUCAGAAUCUACUCGACAGCAAUGGGUUUGGUUUUUUGGUAGUAUCUAUGAAAGCAUUCAUUAAACACAGUUGUCCAUAUAAAUCAUAGUGCCUGGCAUGAUGUGAACCCUCAGGAAGUGUGGGCCAAUCGCUAUUAAGUCCUUUCUCUCAUCAUCACUUUAGUGCUCUUGAUGGUGCAGGAGUGUGUUGUUCAUCUGGAGUGAGGCCACAGCAGCCGUGAGGCGUGGGUGGAUCUUCAGCCUGAAUCUGUAUGGACUUUCCCAGACUUGGACUAAAUUGCCCCCGAUGGUUGUGUUUUCCAGGGUGUUCAGACUUACAUCUCUUGGAUAUGUUGACCCCAACGGAGAGAAAACGACAAGGGUACAUCCACGAACUCCUUGUCACCGAGGAGAAUUAUGUCAAUGACCUCCAGCUGGUCACAGAGGGCACUGAGGGUCCGCAAGAAGAUGUCUGGGGAGAAAAUGCCGGUGAAGAUGAUCGGGGACAUCCUGAGCGCCCAGCUGCCCCACAUGCAGCCAUACAUCCGCUUUUGUAGCUGCCAGCUAAAUGGGGCAGCCCUGAUCCAGCAGAAGACGGACGAAGCUCCAGACUUCAAGGACUUUGUCAAAAGGUUGGCAAUGGACCCUCGAUGUAAAGGGAUGCCGCUCUCUAGCUUUAUACUGAAGCCUAUGCAGCGGGUGACAAGAUACCCACUGAUCAUCAAAAACAUCCUGGAAAACACUCCUGAAAACCACCCUGACCACAGCCACUUGAAACACGCCCUGGAAAAGGCAGAAGAGCUGUGUUCCCAGGUGAAUGAAGGAGUGCGCGAGAAGGAGAACUCUGACCGGCUGGAGUGGAUCCAAGCCCAUGUGCAGUGUGAAGGCCUGUCUGAGCAACUUGUGUUCAAUUCAGUGACCAAUUGCUUGGGGCCACGCAAGUUUCUGCACAGUGGGAAACUCUACAAAGCCAAGAGCAACAAGGAACUGUAUGGCUUCCUCUUCAACGACUUCCUCCUGCUGACCCAAAUCAUAAAGCCCUUGGGGUCUUCUGGCACCGACAAGGUCUUCAGUCCCAAAUCUAACCUGCAGUAUAAAAUGUACAAAACACCUAUUUUCCUAAAUGAGGUCCUAGUAAAGUUACCCACUGACCCUUCUGGAGACGAGCCCAUCUUCCACAUCUCCCACAUCGACAGAGUCUACACCCUCCGUGCUGAAAGCAUAAACGAAAGGACUGCUUGGGUGCAGAAAAUCAAAGCUGCUUCUGAACUCUACAUAGAGACGGAGAAAAAGAAGCGAGAGAAGGCGUACCUUGUCCGUUCCCAAAGGGCAACAGGUAUUGGAAGGUUGAUGGUGAACAUUGUUGAAGGCAUUGAGCUGAAGCCCUGCCGCUCACACGGAAAGAGCAACCCUUACUGCGAGGUGACCAUGGGCUCCCAGUGUCACAUCACCAAGACCAUCCAGGACACGCUCAACCCCAAGUGGAACUCCAAUUGCCAGUUCUUCAUCAGAGACCUGGAGCAGGAAGUCCUCUGCAUCACAGUGUUUGAGAGGGACCAGUUCUCCCCCGAUGAUUUUUUGGGUCGGACAGAGAUCCGUGUGGCCGACAUCAAAAAAGAUCAGGGUUCCAAGGGCCCAGUUACGAAGUGUCUCCUGCUCCACGAGGUUCCCACAGGAGAGAUUGUGGUUCGCUUGGACCUGCAGCUGUUUGAUGAACCCUAGGGAGUGUCCCAGUGGAGCUCCAGCUUGAGACAGCAGAUGCUGUCUGGAAAUCGCGUUCCUUUUCUAAGAAACCACUGGUUGGUAUUCAGCUGCAGGGCGACGGGACAGCAGAGACAGGCUUUCAACGCGUCUAGGAAUAGUCCUUGACAAUCCAUCCCCCCAAACAAUUUCCCAUUUUAUGGAACAAAAACUGUGCUUUCCUUUGUCAGUCUCACCAUGGGUUCAGGGGUCUCUGAAAUCCCGUAGCCCCCACUAGGUUUGGUUGGGAGUCUGACCCAUCUCCAGCCUUGAGGCAUUGGUCUAGCUGUUGUAAAAUAGGUUUAUAAAUGCAAUGUCUGUAUUUUUGGAGAACUCAUGUAACCUUCCUAUUUCUUACCUCUACCUGCCCCAGUAGGCGCCUGCCCUUACAAUGCCUAGCCUUUGGUGUGUUUAGAAACAGAUUAUGAUGGUCUUGUUAUGGUUCAAACUCCCGUCCCCCAGAAAGGCUCUGUGGGGCCUUAUUUGAAAUGCUGUCUUUGAGCUGAUGGCUUGGUGCGGUGGCCUCCUGAUCAGGCACCAAGUUAGCUAUUUGAAGAGCUGGUCCAUGGAAAAUUCCUGCUGGUAUGCUGUUAAAGCUGGCCAUUCCCCUCUAGGCCUUGUAUUAGUAGACGUUAAGGAAAACAUACUGAUUGAGUCCCGAUUCCCAGCAUGCUUGGAAGAUGGCUGAGGAAGCUCAUUACCUAAAAACUUGUACUCUGCUGGAUUAGACCACGGCAGGUCACCAGAAAGGCUACUUUACAACAUCACUGGGUCGUGGUUGUGCUGGAAAAUUAUCUUUUGGCUUGGAGGCCCUGUGAUGUUUCAUGACAAGAGUAGUUGCUGGUGGCCAGCUGUGAGCAAUCCAUUCUGUGCUUGAAUGUGCUGGAUCCUGAAUGUCACAAGAAAUUCCACAGCUGUUGUUGGUAUGCUCCCAGAAAGGUGUGUCCUGGAUCGAGGCCUCUUCUCCAAGGUGUAAACAGGAGAAAUGACUAGGAACACAAUCUGGAGGUGGGGUGGGAAGACAUGAAGGAAAUCUGUUACGUGGUAGGGGAAAGACCUUAGCAGCCUGCAGAUCCUGAAGUCUAGAGAGGAAGCUCCAAGAUGCUUUCCCACGCCCCUUCUUAUGCACCCCAAUCUCUCAGUAAUGGAAAUAGUAUGCCAGAGCAGGAGUGUAUGACCACGUGCCAAGCUGUCAGGUUCGAGUCCUUUGAUUUAUUUUCCUUUUAUAUGCAAGGAGGCGGGCUAAUAAUUAGAUAAUAACUUGAUUUGCUAAUGAAAAGUGUAGGCUGUGUGUAGUUCAUGUGUUAAUGUUCUCAUAAUCCCAGCUUCUUGUGGUCAUGGAAUGUUCUUUGCAUAUUCUCUUGGUACUGGAGUCUAGUUUUCCCGUGUUGGGUGGUGUUCUCUCUGACUGUCGGUCCUUAGAAGUUAAUUAGGGUAGUAGAAGAGCUUUAUAAAUGGUAGCGUCAGCAUAGUGGCAGAGUCCCUACCCUGCUGGGACCUGAAUGCGUAGUGUUAUAAUUUCCCCUAAGAGUCCCAUCUAUUUUAAGCAGUUUUUAAAAAGCCUAUGUUGGAAGGACAACAAAGUUUACAUUUCAUACUUUUAAGAAACACUUUAUUAUUUAUUUAUUGACGAUAGUGUAGAAUUUUGUAUCAGGAGCAACAGGCGUAAGUAUUUUUUGAAAUGAGCAGAUAUACCCUUUAGUUAGAAACUUUCGACUGAACAUGUUAUAGACCAAGUUUAACUUCAGGCACACAUUUGUUUACCAUGUCCCAGCAGAAAACAGGGUUAAAAUACUUUAAGUUUAUAUAUUUUUGAUGUUGUUAAGAAAUGGUUUUAAAUUAAAUCUAUACAUAGACUUCUAACUCAUGCUCUCCUGUUUCUGUAACCAAUGCAGUUUGUUCAGCGUAUUUAUGAAGGAGAUGAUCCUGUGCUAGGAAAAAAAAAAGGAUUAAAUGCAUAAAUGGGCUAGAGUUGGGUCACCAUUCCAAUCCCUUUCUUUCUGUUCUGUCUUUUCUUCAUUGACUUUAUUUGCGUGUUAGUGUUAGACUGGUCAUGUAGGUAGGUUAUGCUAUGCACAAUGACGAACAUCUUGUAAUGGUCUUAGAUCCACCAGGUCAUGCAUUCGUGGAAUCCCAUUAUUUGAAUUAGUGUAGCCUGAAAAAGCAACAUGCUAGUCUUUUUCCAGGCGAUGGCUAUGUUGAGCAUCAUUGAGGUACUCGCGCAGUGCAGCAAGUGCCGGAUAAAUGUCAUACUUACUGGUGUAAUUUGUAAUGGAAUCGCCCACACUUACAGAUGAGUUAGCUGGCCCUCCAGUUCAGCUGUGACUCAUGAAUCGUGUUAGGGGGAUAGAGGAAUGUGGGUGAUGCAUGGAGUCUUCAACCCUUUGGCCUCUACUCCUUCACCCUUCUCUGUUUUUGACUGUCUGGGAUAAACUUCACAGAGAUGAAAUGUCCCUUGCCAGUAAGCAGUCUGUCUCCUAGCUCUUUGCUUUCCAAACCAAGAUUUCUCUAGACCACUGCAUCCUGGCAUUCUAAUCCCAGCCUGUAGACACUCUAAGCAUCUUUAUUCUCUGAGCUACACUGCUUGCUCCUCCCACAUACUGACCUACUCUAAGCUCAAGAAUCGGCUUUCCUGCCCACAGAGCUGUGCUCCCUUGGGCUGGGCCUUCUUCAUAGACAGCUCUCUUUACGGGACAGUCCACAUCCCUGUCCCCCUGUGGGUACUUACCUCCCCUAGCAGGUAGACAGCAUCCUCUCCUGGUGUCAGGCCUGCUGUGACCAUGAGGGCCUGCAAGGUGGCUCACUUAGCUCCAGGGCUGGAAGAGGUGCCUUUCUGGGCCGGGGCACCAGGGAUGCCUGAGAACCCAGGGCCAGGCCUCCUUGGUUAACUGCCUGGAUCAUAUGUUCCUGUCUUCUGAUGGCAGAGGAAAAAUCUCUGCUCUCAAAGACCAGUAACGUUAGGGGGAUGAUUUUUUCUUCUUUGCUUUUUGGAGAACCUAAAGCAUGACCUGAGUACAUGAAAGUAACUGAUUUCUUCUGGUUGAGUAGCUGUGACUUUAAUUGGAAAAAAAAAAAACCUCAUGUGAAAAUGGAUAAGUUGACUACUUAAAUUAUGUCCUAUCUCAGGAACCUGGUACCAAAACCCCAGGUAUCUUCCAAGGUUGGAGUGAGUUCAAGGAAAUUAGGUGCCUUCUAAGGCUGAGCAGGUUGGGCUGCCCCUCCAGGACCUGCCCUGGGUAAGCAAGGAGCCUCUGAUCACACA
Loxodonta africana (African savanna elephant) is the source of this 6098-nucleotide messenger RNA. Its product is annotated as intersectin-1-like. Gene Ontology annotation, biological process: positive regulation of Rho protein signal transduction; intracellular signal transduction. The record is from RefSeq and is a predicted model, not a curated record. Lineage: Eukaryota; Metazoa; Chordata; Mammalia; Proboscidea; Elephantidae. Gene Ontology annotation, molecular function: guanyl-nucleotide exchange factor activity. The transcript has 10 exons. Bases 1514 to 2818 code for a protein of 434 amino acids.